This is a messenger RNA of Zingiber officinale, 2019 nucleotides long. RefSeq names its product SH3 domain-containing protein 2-like. The record is from RefSeq and is a predicted model, not a curated record. Gene Ontology annotation, molecular function: protein binding. The coding region runs from base 199 to 1683 and encodes 494 amino acids. Lineage: Eukaryota; Viridiplantae; Streptophyta; Magnoliopsida; Zingiberales; Zingiberaceae. The transcript has 10 exons.
UGGCAGCCGGCCAUAGAACCGUAGGGGUGGGCCCCGCCUUUCGUGCUGUAUCGCCGCUAUUGCGUCCGUUACCUUUCGCUAAUGACAUUUUAACUCCUCUUUCUCAUCCUCUGUCUCUUUCUCUCUCUGUCUCUCUCUUUUCCGACUGGGAUUUGAGUUCUUGAUCACUGUUUUCUUCGCCGCCGGACUCUCGGAACCAUGGAAGCCAUCCGUAAGCAGGCCAGUAAGCUGAGAGAGCAGGUGGCCAAGCAACAACAGGCCGUCUUUAAGCAAAUUACUGGACGUUUUGGUCAUGAUUUUUCUCUUGUUGAUGAAUCUGAACUUCAAUGUCACCAAAAACUUCAGACACUAAACGCUUCUACAAAAGCAGCAAAGCGCCUUCAACGGGAUAUAGUGCGUGGUGUAGAGGCAUAUAUUGCUAUAAGUUCUAAGCAGGUGGAAAUAGUAAAAAAGCUAGCUGAAGAUUGUUGCAAAUAUGGAACUGAGUAUCAAGAUUUUGGUUAUCCUCUUGCCAAUGCUACUCUAGACUUUGGCACUUCUCACAUUCUAAUGGAGAAAGAGAGGAAUAAUCUUCUUAGAAUGCUAGGAGAUCAGGUUUAUGAGCCAAUUCGAACAAUGAUAAUGGGUGCUCCUCUGGAGGAUGCUCGCUUUUUAACUUAUCGAUAUGAACGUAUUAGACAAGAUGCAGAAGCACAGACAGCUGAAGUUGUUAGACGUCAGUUGAAGUUCAAGGAAGUUGGUGCAACAGCAGAUGUUUCUGCCAAACUACAAAAUGCAGAAUCAAAGUUAUCAGAACUCAAGACUACUCUGUCAGCAUUAGGCAGAGAAGCAACUGCAGCUAUGAUGGCUGUGGAGUCUGAACAACAACAGAUUACUUUUAAGGGACUUCUCACAAUGGUUGAAGCUGAGAGAACGUACCAUCACAAUGUUGCUGAUAUUCUUGAUAAGCUCCACGAUGAGAUGGUUCAAACCAAGGAAAAUAAUGAGUUACUGAGGCAUACAGCAACAAGUGAACCAGUGCAAUCUCAAAGUGGAAAGGAAGAUUUCAAGACAAGUUGGUCUCAUAGCGACCCAGAGACCCAGACUGCAACAACUGAUUCUCAAACAGCGAUGGAAGAUUUCAACACAAGACAUUAUCCUGAUGAGGUAAAGAAAGAAGCUGCAAAAACUGAGGUGGUAGAAUCUCGAGCAGGAACGGAAGAUUUCAAGACCAGCCAGCCUCAUCACGAGUCUUUAACACACACAACAAUAACUAAGACAGUGCAAUCUCAAACAGGAAAGGAAAAUUGCAAUACAAGUCGAUCUGAGGGCGAGUCUGUAACACAGACUCUUCCCUCAAACAUUGAUUCUCAAAAUGAGGCUAUGACACAGGAUACAAUAACUGAGACCAUGCAAACACAAACCAAAGACAGAGAUCCAAAAAAAAUAAAACCUGGUGAUCCUGCUGUGAAUGGUCAGCAUCCAAUGUAUUUUGUUGCACAAGUUAUUCACCCAUUUGAUGCACAAACUGAUGGAGAGCUAAAUUUAUCUGUGGAUGACUAUGUUGUAGUGCGCCAGGUAGCACCUAACGGGUGGUCCGAAGGUGAAUGCAAAGGAAAAGCUGGGUGGUUUCCAUCUGCUUAUGUGGAGCGCCGAGACAAAGCACCGGCAAGCAAGGUGAUGGAUACUCACUUGCUUACUUGACUUUUCUAUGCACGUUAGAAUUGUUGUACAGAUGCAUGUGUGAGUUUCCCCUGCACACUGGUUGCUUGAUGAUUUUCCUGUUCCACAAUCAACUUGUUCAUUGAGCGUACCAUUGCUUUCUCAAGAAGGCGACACUAGAAAUUAUUGUAGAGGGCCAUACUAUUUCAUUUAGUUGGCAAUAAUCUCUCGUCAUGUCUUCUGAAUCUGUAUUCUCAGUCAUAUAUGUACUCCACGUGCUGUAUAAAAAGGAAGAAUUUUGCUUUACGGUUCAAGAUGUGUAAAUAUUGAACAGAAAUAAUAAGUGCUGCAUAUGACAAUUGCUGUUCUCGGCUCCAA